Lampris incognitus (smalleye Pacific opah) is the source of this 3258-nucleotide messenger RNA. RefSeq names its product SRSF protein kinase 3 (gene srpk3). The coding region runs from base 127 to 2625 and encodes 832 amino acids. Gene Ontology annotation, molecular function: ATP binding; protein kinase activity. The record is from RefSeq and is a predicted model, not a curated record. The transcript has 17 exons. Lineage: Eukaryota; Metazoa; Chordata; Actinopteri; Lampriformes; Lampridae. Gene Ontology annotation, biological process: regulation of mRNA processing; protein phosphorylation; spliceosomal complex assembly.
CCGAGCCGAGAGCAGCUGCCCGGUCCUGGGUUCUUCUUUACGGAAGAGUACAGAGUUGACGUUAGCUAAGGGGCUAACUGGCCGUCCGCCCCUGAGCCGGGUCGUCCUACUGGACCGGGAGGCAAAAUGCUGAUAGCAGUGAGCAGCGAACCGAGCAAGCAGCCCGGCAGCACGGGCAGCCGAGGGAAGAAGCAGCGAAGAAGAGGCAAGAAGCACCGGCGCGCUGCGGAGGAGGACCCCGCGGUGGAGAUCCGAUCUCAGAUCUCCACAACUGAUGACAUCACUAACCUCCUCGGUCUACAAAGAGCUCCCACUCCCCCGACAGACACUCUCCCUGAAAAACCUCAUGACAGCACACAGACGCCCACCAAACCUCCGCCAACACCCAAAGCCUCAACCUGCCCGCUGAUUCUAACCCCCACUGCCAAGCUUAUACGGUCCUGUCACAACAGCACCCAAAUCACCAGCCAAACGCCACCCAGCCCUGUUCAGAAUAUUACCCACAAUCCCUCUAAAUCACGUCCCAUAUCUACAGAGAAUAUUACCCACAAUCCCGCAGAAUCACCUCCCAUCUCUACUGAGAUUACCCACAGUCCCUUUGAAUCAUCUUCCAUAUCUACAGAAAAUAUUUCCCACAAUACUUCCAGUUCAACUCCCAUCUUUGCCCAGAAUAUUACUCACAAAUCAUCUGUGCCCUCUCCAGCCUUUCCUCAGGAUGACAUUGGUCUCUUGGCCAGAGGUCCCCCCACACCCCCACUGAGUCCCCCUUCCCCGGACCACUUUCUGCUGACCUCAGUGACUUUCACCCCCACCAUUGAAACCAACCCACCUCUCUUCGUCCCACUUUCCUCACCUCUCUUCCUCUCCACUCCGGGGGCUCAGACCAUCGCACCUUCUGUUGGUUUACCUCCUAUUUUAUCGUCCAAUUCCACCACACCAUUAGCUUCAGUUCCUAGACAAACCACUCCCCCACAGACCCUGAGCCCGCCCCCUCCAGAUUUUACCCCGCCCCCCCCUGAGCAGUUGGGAUCUGAUGAUGAGGAGCAGGAGGAUCCUACGGAUUACUGUAAAGGCGGGUAUUACCCGGUGAAGAUAGGUGAUCUGUUUAAUGGGAGAUACCAUGUGGUCCGGAAACUGGGCUGGGGUCACUUCUCUACUGUUUGGCUCUGCUGGGACCUGCAGAAGAAGCGGUUUGUGGCAUUGAAAGUGGUGAAAAGUGCGCCCCACUACACGGAAACUGCACUGGAUGAGAUCAAACUGCUACGAUGUGUGAGAGACAGCGAUCCCUCUGACCCCCACAGAGAAACCAUUGUCCAGCUGAUUGAAGACUUCAAGAUCUCUGGAAUCAACGGAGUUCAUGUGUGUAUGGUUCUGGAGGUUUUGGGCCAUCAGCUGUUAAAAUGGAUCAUUAAGUCAAACUAUAUGGGUAUUCCUUUGGUCUGCGUUAAAUCCAUCAUCAGACAGGUUCUACAGGGGUUAGACUACCUCCACACCAAAUGUAAGAUCAUCCACACUGACAUCAAACCAGAGAACAUCCUACUGGAUGUCAACGAGGUGUACAUCAGAAGAUUGGCGGCUGAAGCUACCCUAUGGCAGCGGGCAGGUGCCUCACCCCCAUCCGGGUCGUCAGUCAGUACGGCUCCCAGGGACAUGCAGGUGGGUAAGCUGUCUAAAAACAAGAAGAAGAAGAUAAAGAGAAAAGCAAAGCGACAACAGAGACUUUUGGAGGAGAGGAUGCUCCACCUGCAGAAGAUGGAAGUGGAAGAUGGAUUAGCAGCACCUCAGACAGAGGACAAAGCCUCCUGUCUGCAGGAGGGGGAGGGACACAACAGAAACACACUGAACUACAACUCUUCUCUCAUUAUCAACAGCCACACGUACUGCUCUGCAACUAGCAGCAAGUCUAGCCCGGAAUCAGGCUCUUCCUGGCUGGAGGAGAGUUGUAAUGGCCACACCCUGGGGCGCUUCUCCAGUCCUGCCUCUGGCCUAUCAGGGAUGUCCAGCUCUGUGAUCUCCGUGACCUCUGAGUCGACACUCUCCACUCUGUCAGGAUACUCCAGUGGACGAGACAUGUUUAGUGCGGCAGACUUCCUGAUCAGCCCCCUGGAUCCCAGGAAUGCUAACAAACUGCGUGUGAAGAUUGCAGACCUGGGAAAUGCAUGCUGGGUGCAUAAACAUUUUACAGAGGACAUACAGACCCGACAGUACAGAGCUCUGGAAGUUCUGAUUGGAGCAGAAUAUGGCACACCUGCUGAUAUAUGGAGCACCGCCUGCAUGGCAUUUGAACUGGCUACUGGAGACUAUCUGUUUGAACCCCACUCAGGAGAAGACUACACCAGAGAUGAAGACCACAUAGCUCACAUCAUAGAGCUGCUGGGACCCAUUCCACUGCCCUUCGCGCUGUCUGGAAGAUAUUCAAGAGAAUACUUCAACAGAAGAGGAGAGUUACGUCACAUCUCGAAUCUGAAGCCAUGGGCUUUAUUUGAGGUUUUGUUGGAGAAAUAUGAGUGGCCUCUGGAACAGGCUGCCCAGUUCAGUGACUUCUUGUUGACCAUGUUGGAACCGGUUCCUGAGAGGAGGGCCACCGCCUCCCAGUGUCUGAAACACCCCUGGCUUAACACCUAGAGAGACACACACGGACACACACAGAGCAGGUUGAGGACUUUUAGCAGCCAGCUGUUUGUGAUAAAGGGACGGAAAUAAUUUCUCCGUCAUGCCUCUGAUCACUACAGAUCUUAAGUCAGCUGUGGUUUCAUUUCCCUUUGACUUGCAUCGCUAACUUGCUAACUAGCUGCUGUGCUGAGUUUGUUUGGCAGAUCAGCAGGCUUAGCUUCUAAAAAUCCUUAACCUGGAGCCAACCAAACUGACGAUGAUGAAGAAGACUUUGUCCUCAGAGCAGUUUGACAUCUACUACAGUCCUCCACUAUGUCCUUUAAAGAAUUAGUGAUGGGCAGCAAAGAAACCUUUACUUGUUUGUUGUCACAUUUAUACUGGUGUGAUGUCACCUUUUAAGUUGUGUGAUGUCACAGCUCAACAGGUAUGACCUCAUGCUUGCUGGUAUGUAGUGUGAUAUCAAUAGAACAGCUGAUGUGGACUGUAUUAUUCUGACUCACCUUGUUAUCUGAAGUCAUGUAAACGUCUAAUAAAUAGUGCCUUGACUGUCCCCAUGAAAACGACAUGACAUUUUUUCUACAUGUGGUCGCCUGUGUGGAAUGCCUGUUUUUGUGAAAAUAAAAAAAUAAACUGCGUGAGCACUGA